Myotis daubentonii (Daubenton's bat) is the source of this 696-nucleotide messenger RNA. Its product is annotated as keratin-associated protein 10-3-like. The record is from RefSeq and is a predicted model, not a curated record. NCBI's taxonomy places the organism in Eukaryota, Metazoa, Chordata, Mammalia, Chiroptera, Vespertilionidae. The transcript has a single exon. Gene Ontology annotation, cellular component: keratin filament. Bases 1 to 696 code for a protein of 231 amino acids.
AUGGCCGCAUCCGCCCUGUCCGUCUGCUCCAGCAACCUGAGCUAUGGCAACCGCGCCUGCCUGCCCGGCUACAGUGACUCUUGCACCGACUCCUCCUGGCAGGUGGACGACUGUCCAGAGAGCUGCUGUGAGCCCUCCUGCUGCUCCACCAGCUGCUGCCAGCCCACCUGCUGUGUCCCCAGCUGCUGCCAGCCCACCUGCUGUGUCCCCAGCUGCUGCCAACCCACCUGCUGCUCCACCAGCUGCUGCCAGCCCACCUGCUGUGUCCCCAGCUGCUGCCAGCCCUCUUGUUGCACCUCCUGCCCCUGCAAGCAGGCCUGCUGUGUGCCUGUCUGCUGCAAGCCCAUUUGCUGCACACCUGUCUGCUGCACACCUGUCUGCUGCACACCUGUCUGCUGCAAGCCCCUGUGCUGUGUGCCCGUCUGCUCUGGGGCCACCCCCUGCACAACCUCCUCCUGCUGCCAGCCCACCUCCUGCACCUCAUCCUGCUGCAGACCCUCCUCCUGCGUGUCCCUCAUCUGCCGCCCUGUGUGCAGGCCUGCCUGCUGCGUGCCCGCCUCCUCCUGCUGUGGCCCCACCUCCUCCUGCCAGCCCAGCUGCUGCCGCCCAUCCUCCUGCAUGUCCCUGCUCUGCCGCCCCGUGUGCUCCCGCCCAGCCUGCUGCGUCCCCACCUCGGCCCAGAAGUCCUGCUGCUGA